UGUCCAAAAGUACAACUUAGAUGGGUCCGGGGAUAUCGCUGUGAAGGACUCGCAGCAGCCCAUUGGAUUAACAUUUGUCGGAAAAAGGGAACAUAGAGAAAAGAGAGAUUCUCAAAUCCAUUUUUAAGGAGAGGCGUGAAGUUCUGGUGUGGGGAAGCACUUGAUUGAAGCAGCUGUGUGGUGGUGGUCCUGUGUGAUUUGCGGCGGAACACGGCGGCGUUGAUGGUGGUGCCAGAAAAUGUGAGGAGAGGAAGUGAUAUGCGAAGGAGAUCUGGUGCGGUGUCGUAGAACAUGAACGGCAUUUUCGAGUUUGGCCAUUUUUCUCCUAUCUGACCUCCUUCAUUGCCGAUCCGACCAUUCCAGAGAGCUCACACUGGUUUCUGGACUCUUCUCUGUCCGAUCGGAUUGUUGUUCAUGUAGAUUGUACAGUUGAACAUUUGAAGGUAAGAUGUCCUUCAAAAGCAUUGUACGCGAGCUGAGGGAGAUGAAAGAUGGGAUUGGGAGCAUGCCAAAAAGAGGGGUGGAAGGCAAGCAUUGGCGCAAUCGAACCCGAUCGCAUAUUGCCCCUGAUGUAGCCGCUUCAGAACCAAUAGAACAAGGACACUGGGCAAACUUGCCGCCAGAAUUGCUUUUGGAUAUAAUCCGGAGGGUUGAAGAGAGUGAAACAUCAUGGCCUGCGAGGAACGUUGUUGUUUUUUGUGCAUCGGUUUGCAAGUCAUGGAGGGAUAUUACGAAGGAGAUUGUCAAGACUCCAGAGGAGUGUGGGAGACUUACCUUCCCGAUUUCAUUGAAACAGCCGGGGCCACGGGAUUCUCCAAUUCAGUGUUUUAUUAAAAGGGACAGAGCAACUUCCAUAUAUCGUAUGUACUUUGGGCUGACCCCUUCGGAGAAUGAGAAUGAUAAAUUGUUGUUGGCUGCGAAAAGGAUCAGAAGGGCGACACGCACAGGAUUUUUGAUAUCUUUAGUUGCAGAUGAUUUUUCUCGAGCCAGCAAUACAUUUGUUGGAAAAUUGAGGUCUAAUUUUCUGGGCACCAAGUUCACCAUAUAUGAUAGCCAACCUCCAAAUGAUGCUGCAGUUCAACAGAACAUUCGGUCAAGUCGAAGAUUCCAUGCCAAGCAAGUUUCUCCAAAACUACCUGCAUGUAGUUACAGUAUUGCUACCAUCACAUAUGAGCUUAAUGUUCUCAGGACAAGAGGGCCCCGGAGAAUGCAUUGUGUCAUGCAUUCUAUUCCCGUUUAUUCUAUUCAAGAGGGGGGUGCUGCCCCAACACCUACAUCAUUCCCGCACUCCCCUAAUGAAAAUAUUUCUCCCUCAUUACCGGACUCAAAAGGAAUCGAGCCCGUCACAGAUUUCAGCUCCUCAAGCCUUGUAGCUUCUCCAAGAUCUGCCCCCGUCUUUGGAGAACCAUUGAUUCUUAAAAACAAGGCUCCUAGAUGGCACGAGCAGCUACAGUGCUGGUGCCUAAACUUUAAAGGCCGUGUUACCGUUGCUUCCGUUAAGAAUUUCCAGCUUGUGGCAGCUGUUGAUCAAUCUGACAAUGUGCCAACUGCUGAACAAGAAAAAGUAAUUUUACAGUUUGGAAAGAUCGGGAAAGACAUCUUCACCAUGGAUUAUCGUUAUCCACUCUCUGCUUUCCAAGCCUUCGCAAUCUGCUUGAGCAGUUUUGACACAAAACCAGCCUGUGAAUGAUAUCUCUGUGUUGUAGAUCAAGAUCAUCUUUUUGCUAAGUUGUUGCUUCCUUAACUCUGAAUAUGUUUAUUCUCUACUUAGAAGCUCAUCGUGCAUAUGGCCACAUGUUAAACAACUGACAAUCUUAACUGUAAGUUGCUUUAUGUAACGGCCAUUUAUGUUUAGCUGUGGGGUAUAAGUUUUUUAUGGCUUGCCUGUUGUCUUCAUUCUGAAACUAUAGAUAUUUAAUGUAUCAAGAUUAAUGAUUUAUAUCCAUUUAGCUGCAUUGGUUUGUGGUGACUA
Molecule: messenger RNA, 1972 nt
Organism: Camellia sinensis
Lineage: Eukaryota; Viridiplantae; Streptophyta; Magnoliopsida; Ericales; Theaceae
Product: tubby-like F-box protein 5
Molecular function (GO): protein binding
Source: RefSeq, a predicted model, not a curated record